Messenger RNA from Lactuca virosa, 2115 nucleotides. Lineage: Eukaryota; Viridiplantae; Streptophyta; Magnoliopsida; Asterales; Asteraceae. The record is from the annotation of a GenBank genome assembly.
AUGGAGUGCCAAAAAUCGAAUGAUCAGCAGUCUGCUUACCCUGUGUUCUAUGAUGUGGAACCUUCUGAAGUCCGAAAACCAAAUGGAGCAUUUGCAGAAGCCUUAUCCAUACAUAAAAUGGAAGAGGCUACUGUGAAAUGGAGAGAGGCUCUCAAUGAAGCAGCCAAUCUAGCUGGGUGGGAAUUGAAGGACACUGCUAAUGGGAUCUUCCUCAACAAGCUAACUGAAUAUUCUCUAAUCUACAAGUAUGAAGCUAAAGUCAUCAAAAUUAUUGUUGAACAGAUUUUGCUGAAAUUACGUUCCAUUCAUUUCAGUGACGAUGAAAAUUUAAUAGGCAUGCAUCAUCGAGUGCAGGAUGUAGAGUCGUCUUUACAAAUCGAUAAUUUGAAUGUUGUUCGAAUGAUAGGGAUCAAGGGAAUGGGAGGUAGUGGUAAGACAACUCUUGCUAGAUCUAUUUUUGAUAAAGUAUCAACUCAAUUUGAUGGGUAUGAAAAGCUAUCACUUGCAGUUGUACGUUAUGCUGCUGGUCUUCCCUUAACGAUCAAAGUUUUGGGUUCUUUUCUCUGUGGGAAAGAUGAGCUUGAAUGGAGGGAUGCACUAAAAAGACUCAAAAGAAUUCCACUUAAGGAAACUUUGGAAAAAUUAAAGUUAAGCUAUAUCGCACUAGAGGAUGACUACAAGGAAAUAUUCCUUGAUGUUGCAUGUGGACUAAAAGAUGUGUUCAAGGAGGAUGCAAUGAGAAUACUUGAAAGCUGUGGAUUUCAUGCUAGAAUUGGUUUAAGAGUUCUUGAGGAAAAAUCUCUCAUAACUAGUUCAAGUAUGUUCUUGCACAUGCAUGAUCAUCUACAAGAAAUGGGAAGGAAUAUUGUUCGUCGAUUGCACCUUGAUGAUCCAAGAAGACAUAGCCGGUUGUUUAUUCAUGAGGAAAUUGAAGAUGUAUUGGCUAAUGACUUGGGCACUGAAGCAACAAAAUCUAUAAUAAUAUCAGAGGAACUUCCUCCUGAAAUUAUUAUGAGAGGUCUGGGAAAAAUAAAGGAACUUAAGGCUCUUCACCUGCAUGUCGAUGACAUGUGUUAUGGUUCUGAAUAUAGUUGGAUUACUGGUGGUUGGAAAUUUGAUCAAGUUAGCCACUACUUUCCAAAAGCUUUACGAUAUCUUUGUUGGAGAGCUUACCCUUAUAAUUAUUUACCAAAAACGUUUCAAGCAAAUAAUCUUGUUGUGCUUGACAUGAGUUUAAUCGGAAUCGUAAAACUUUGGAAAGGAGAACAAAAGGUUCUCAACAAGCUUAGAAUCCUUGACCUAGGUUUUACAAAGUUGAGGACCCUUGACCUUGGGAUGGCUCCGAAUCUUGAGAGGUUAAUACUUGAAGCAUGUGAUGAUUUGGUAGAAGUUCACGUGUCCACUGGAUGUGGGAAAAAUCUAGUGUACUUGAAUCUAGAUUUCUACCUACGAGAGCUUAAGUUUUCAAAGAACAAUAUUGAAGAACUACCCUCGUCAAUUGGAAAUCUUCAUUGUCUUGUUUCCCUAGAUCUUUCAAAGAACAAUAUUGAAGAACUACCCUCAUCAAUUGGAAAUCUUCAUUAUCUUGUUUCUCUAGAUCUCAGUUCUUGCAGAGAUCUGAAGAGUCUUCCAGAAAGCAUUUGUAUUUUACAACAUUUAAGGCAUCUAAACCUCAAGGAGUGUGCCAUAGAGGAACUUCCCGAGAACCUUGGUCAUUUAGAAUGUUUAUAUUGGUUAAAUUUAUCAUAUACACUUAUUAAACAUCUACCAGAAAGCUUUUGUAUGUUGAAACAUCUAAAAAUUCUCCAUCUUCAACAUUGUGACUUCAUUCAAAACAUACCUGAGGAUCUUGGGCGAUUAGAAUGUUUGGAGAGAUUAUAUCUAUCAUUUAGCAAGGUGAGAGAAAUUCCAGACAACAUAUGUAAGUUGAAGCAUCUCAAACAGCUUUUACUUGAAGGAUGUAAUCAACUUAAGGAAUUACCCGAGAAACUGGGAGAUUUAGAAGCUUUAGAACUGUUAGAUGUAAAAGGUACAUGCAUAAGUCAUCUUCCCAGGAGUAUUUCUUUGUUGAAAGGUCUAAAAUCCGUGGAUUUGAAUCAAAGGGUCAAUCCAUAG